This is a messenger RNA of Polypterus senegalus (gray bichir), 1515 nucleotides long. RefSeq lists its product as uncharacterized. The transcript has 7 exons. The record is from RefSeq and is a predicted model, not a curated record. Lineage: Eukaryota; Metazoa; Chordata; Cladistia; Polypteriformes; Polypteridae. The coding region runs from base 180 to 806 and encodes 208 amino acids.
CCCUAACCCCCAGCCCAAACACUGGGAUCUGUUCAGAGUGAAACAGGAUGUUGUGAGGGGGAGCCAUUACAAGGAAUUCACUUCAAAUACCCGUCUCCUGCAUACAGAAAGUGCUAAUCAAGGGUGGAGAAAAAGGAAACGAGGAGAAAAAAGAAGUUCAGUGCAGGAUCUUGUGGACAAUGGAACACUUGCAGGAGGCACAGCAGAAUGACUAUCAUGAUACAGACCCUGAUGCUCAGCUGGAACCAAAGGAACCAACUUUGAACAUUACUUUGAAGAAAGCCUCCAAUAAUUUGGAACAGUUCCUACAAGUGAAGCCAAAACUUCUUGGGAUUGUUCAGAUCAUGACAGGAAUAUUUGUGGCUGGCUAUGGCUUUCUCCUUUCUAUUGGAAUUAUAGUUAACCUCUUUGUCAUCCAUGAAAUUCUGGGCAUUUUGCUGACUAUUUGCGGAAUUUUGGCAAUCAUUGCACAAAAAAAGCUUUCUCCUGCUCUGAUCAAAGCUUGCAUGGCUAUGGAUAUCAUGGCAGCCACCGCAGGGGCCCUCUUUACAUUAAUCUAUGAAGAAAGAUACAUGACAUCUGAUUUGUGGAACUGUACAAUGGAGAAUGGCACAGAUUUACUGGAGGAUGUCCAGUGCCAUGAUGCAAUGACUAUAAAGAUAAUUAUUUUCGAUGAGUCGGCAUUCCUGUUCCUGGUGGGCACAGCAAUCAGCAUUGCAGUGGCAGUGUAUUGCUGUAAGGCGGUCCAGCUUUGUCAGAAAGGCCAAGAAAUGGAGGUGGCACUGGUGACCAAUCCUUCGCAAUAAAAAGGAAUGAACAGGACGACAAUGAAAACUUUAAUUUAACCGCAUUUAUGCUCAGCAAACCAUAAAGUGAAAUCAGUGUACUGCUGCAUACACAUUUUGUGUUAACAACCACACGUACAAAUAAGGCCAUUUCAUACCUCUGUAGGUUUGCCUAUACAGUACACACGUUAAUCAUGGUGGCACCAUGGAGUGGCAGUGUGGUACAUGCUGAUAAGCACAUGUUGAUUUCACUGUAAUCUAUGCACAUGGCAGUAAUGACCAUAUAAGUUAAUAUAAUGCCAGCAACAUGGGCUCUUGUUUUAAACAUUUCUGUGAAUCUCCAAUACUCCAAGAUUAGGAAACUGUGACUUUGCCAAAGAGGAGAGGAGACUGGAGGAAAUGCAAACAGAUUGGGUACAAGGUUCACCAGCUUUAACACCUGAGGUCUGUAUGACUGAUUUUGGGUUGUCCUACCUUAAUGAAGGCACAUUGCUAAUUUGUCCACUUAAAUUUCCAUUUUAGGAAUUUACUCUGUUCUAAUGGAAUUCAAUUGGGAACUCUGUGAGCGCACAGUGAUCAGUUUGAUGACACAAAGCUCAGUUCAAUGCCCAGUCCAGUCACUGCCUGAGUGUAGCUGGUCUGGCACGUCCAUAUGGGCUCUCUCUCAGUAUUAGGUUUUCUCUCACAUCCUGAAGAAAUGACACCAAGGUUAAGGAUGUUCCAUAUGACU